AUGGCCGACGCCACGCUGUACCGCCCCGCUGGCCACCCAGAGAAGGCCCGACUGGUCUUCAACGCCCAGCUGCACCAGCAACUCAAGAGCAUAGCAAAAAACCGCGAGAUUUCGGCUGUGCCUGGGGCUCCCACUAUCUCCAGCAAUGGCAGCAUGCGUCCCACGCAGCCCAUGGUGCUCAACGGCGCCGGUCGCUCCACAGAGCUCAACGGAUGGAGCCUGGAGAAGAAGAUGAUGGCACUGGCCGAGGCGCUUGACCUACUACGCCGCCCUUUCUUCUUCUACCUGGACUUCGGCACUGCUGCGGCGGCCGAGGCAUCGAAUGGAGGCAGCGCCGGAGCCUCAGGGGACCGCAAACUCACCUACCACUCGUACUUUAACAAGAUGCUGCCACUACACCUGGGCCAAACCGUGCUGCUUGACCUAUGGGACUAUUUGAUGGACAUGGUCGACCACGUGCCUGUGCGUAACCGUUGCCGCGCGAUAUAUACGCAGGCAGCAGUAUACAUCUGCCGUCGUGUGGAGUUUAUCGAGGGAUACCCACUGGACGGACAGCAGGUGCAUCUGGACUCGCUCGUGUUGAAGCGAUACAUCCGCUUACUGGAACGAAGCGUGCGCUUCUGCUCGGUCAAGAUCCGCAAGGCGCGAUUCAUGGCUGAGGAGCACCGAUUCUUCGUCGCACACAUCUACACCGCGGUGUAUUUCCGCUUCCCGUUCGCCACUCCCAAGCUCCUGGAAGCUGUGUUACAGUGCACGGAAAAAAUCGAGGGAAGGGGAGAAACAAGCAAAAUAACUAGCAACGGAUCAAGCAGAAAUCGGAACGGAGUGAAGAAUGACACGCGUCCUCCUCAGACAAAGCGGCGACGACCACACCGCGAGAGUAUUUCCGGCAGUUUGCGCAGCCCUCGACAGUACCGUCGCCACUGGAACGAUCUCUCAGAAUCCAAGUGUCGACCAGACCGGAUCAGUGGCGUCGACUUGCAGCUCGAGAUCUUCUCGUCGUUUUCCGAGUACAAGUCGAGCCGCGGCACAGAUCGUCUAGUGGUGCCUGUGAAAGGUGGAGGAGGCACGCCGGGUAUCCCGCAGGAUAUGUUGAAGAAGGGUUCUAGCAACAAAUCCAUCUCUGCCGCGCUCGAAGCUGUGUUUCAGCAGGGCAUGAACCGCGUCGGCGAGGAGCAAGAAGUGACGUUCCUUUACCAGCUCCCGCUGCUGUAUAUCGGUCACAAGCUGCAGAACGACGCAUUCGUCAAGUUGACAGUGACAACUCAAGACAAGAUCGAGGCUGGACUUAAUCUCAUCCUUGAACGCGUGAGUUCUCCGGGAAGGGACGAUCUCAUGGCGGUGACUUUCGUGGCUGCUGUGCUGAGUGACGUGAGCAGUUGGUGCAACCACCGCUAUGCGGAUGGCCGUAUUCUGUGGCAUUGCGUGCCUGGUUACUUUGCGCUCGUGCGCUUGUACGUGGCAGUUUUUCAGCGGAUGUGUCAGCGGCGUGCACGGUCUAGUGGGGGUGCUUCGUCCAUGCCUUCUGUGAAUCGCAUUCUUUCCAUUAUUGAAGGCAAGGCGAGUGAUCCUUGGGAAGACUAUUGGAAUGACCGGGAAAUUGAAACCGUGCUGGAUGCUGGCAGCGAGGUGCUUAAGAAUGAAGCGCUGGUUAAUGUGCUGAUGCAGGUGAUCUUGGAAAGCACCAACAUCCUCGAUCCGACGAGUGUCAAUUACUCGUUUGGUAUUCUGCAACGCAUGCUCGAGGUCGCUUCGAUGGCUGCAAUGCCUGCUGCAACAGAGCCUGGGUCUCCUGGGAAGUUUGGCGGUCGAGUUCGUCACUGCUUGGGAGCAGUGUUUGAUGGCGACUACUUUCUGAACAGCAUGCGUAGCGCGUUGCAGUCAUCGCACGUGCAAACGCUUUUGAAAGUUCUCACCUGCAUCUACAACUGUAUCGACUUGUUGCCGACUGCUGCUCGCAAACGACUUGUCGCGGAACUCAUCCUGCGGGAGAACUUUUUCCAUUUCUUUCUGCACUGGAACGAAGAGAUUCGGAAGAUCUUCUCGUACAUGAUCGUGUUCAAGACUUCGGCUUCAAACCGAUUAGAUCUUCCUACUGCAUCUGACCGGAUUCUACUUGCCCAGACCCCAUUCUUCGAGGUUAGUCUGCAAUCAAGAUCCAAUGGCUCAAGUUUGUCUGCUGCAUCGCCUGCACUCAGUUACUUGAGUCACUUAAGUGAACUGGCUCAGGCCAUGUUGCGUCCCACUGCAGACAGUGAGAUGGAUCCGGCGAAGAAAGCUGCCGUGGGCAAGAAGGCUCUUCAGCGUUUAAUGAAUUGGGACGCCAGUGCGCGCUUGAAGCGUACACGUAGUGGUGGCGAUGCUGUGUUCCGAGAUAGUCUCGUUGACGAGGAAUUGUCAGUGGAUCUCUCUAUCGCCAGCAAGUUGGAUGCGAACUUCAAGAUGAUUGCCGAGCAAAUGGAUCCGGUGAAACACCAGCGUGGUCCGCGUGCUAAACGGUAUUUUCCUCGGGAGUUGGAAGCUUACGCUGAACGCGCGCUGUCGCAGUACGUUUUGGUGCUCUGGGAGUACUACGAAGCAGCGUUCGAGAACCCGGCGAAGAUGCCGGUCGCACCGUCCCUGGAGUUCACAAUUUCCGUGCCGUUCUUCUCCGAUUAA
This is a messenger RNA of Phytophthora infestans T30-4, 2658 nucleotides long. RefSeq lists its product as uncharacterized. Bases 1 to 2658 code for a protein of 885 amino acids. NCBI's taxonomy places the organism in Eukaryota, Oomycota, Peronosporomycetes, Peronosporales, Peronosporaceae. The transcript is spliced from 5 exons. The record is from RefSeq and is a predicted model, not a curated record.